Messenger RNA from Canis lupus familiaris (dog), 7236 nucleotides. It is a transcript of the gene NTMT2, whose product is annotated as methyltransferase like 11B. Lineage: Eukaryota; Metazoa; Chordata; Mammalia; Carnivora; Canidae. The transcript is spliced from 4 exons. Gene Ontology annotation, biological process: N-terminal protein amino acid methylation. Bases 105 to 956 code for a protein of 283 amino acids. Gene Ontology annotation, molecular function: N-terminal protein N-methyltransferase activity. The record is from RefSeq and is a predicted model, not a curated record. Gene Ontology annotation, cellular component: cytoplasm.
UUAAAAUGACAGUCUCAAGUUCGUGUAGGAGGAGAAGGCUAAUUCGAAGAAACAGCCAGGCAAGCUUCAUUUCCCUGUAGGAAUAAUUAUCAUCCCCCUUCACCAUGGCCCACCUGGGAGCCCAUUUUGCCUUCAGAUCCCGCUGGCAGAAGACCGACGAUGAACUCUGUCGACAUAGCAUGUCCUUUAUCCUUCACAAAGCCAUUCGCAAUGACUUCUUUCAGAGCUAUCUCUACCUGCUGGAAAAAAUUCCCCUGGUGAAAUUGUAUGCUUUAACAAGUCAAGUCAUCAAUGGUGAGAUGCAGUUCUAUGCCAGAGCUAAACUUUUCUACCAAGAAGUACCUGCUACUGAAGAGGGUAUGAUGGGAAAUUUCAUUGAACUGUCCAACCCAGAUAUCCAGUCUUCUCGGAAAUUUCUUAGGAAAUUUGUUGGGGGCCCUGGGAGAGCUGGAACAGACUGUGCUUUGGAUUGUGGCUCUGGGAUAGGAAGGGUCAGCAAGCACGUCUUGUUGCCGGUUUUCAACAGCGUGGAACUGGUGGACAUGAUGGAAUCAUUCCUUCUUGAAGCCCAGAACUACCUGCAGGUCAAUGGGGAAAAGGUAGAAAGCUACCACUGCUACAGCCUACAGGAAUUUACACCCCCACUGGGCAGAUAUGAUGUCAUCUGGAUUCAGUGGGUCUCUGGGUACCUGACUGAUAAAGACCUUCUUGCAUUUCUUUCCCGGUGCCGAGCGGGCCUGAAAGAAAAUGGUGUCAUCAUACUGAAGGACAACGUGGCUCGGGAGGGCUGUAUCUUCGAUCUCUCUGACAGCAGUGUGACUCGGGACAUGGACAUCCUCCGGAGCCUCAUUAGGAAGAGUGGGCUGGUGGUGCUGGGCCAGGAGAAGCAGGAUGGCUUUCCAGAGCAGUGCAUCCCAGUGUGGAUGUUUGCACUGCACAGUGAUGGACAUUCCUGAUGGGCAGUGGGAAUGGACAGCUGGACUGCACAGUGGUGCUUUAGGACAGAGGUGCUCUCCUCAUAAUUCAUGAGGGGAUGGAGAGAAGGAAUGCAAUGCAUGUCUGGAAAUGGUUAAUGUAGUAUGUACAAAUUUCCACUAAUUUUAUAAGGAUAUACACACAUUCAGAUUUUUCGGAAGAUAAUAGAGUGAAACAUCAGGAAAAAUGUUUUAAGAACUACUUGUGUACACCCAAACUAUACAAGUGUACACAAAAACAGAAAAGAGAUCAAUGUUCACAAACUGCCUUGUCAGUGAAGAUUUGCAUUAUGGAGUAUUCUGGAAUAGGUGGGGUAAAAAGUCUAGACUCCCUUUCUCUGCCCUCAUGCUAGAUACAUUCUAUUUCCUUCCUCUUUGGGACUAUCAUUCUCUUGGACAAAAGUCUCACCCUAAUUAAGAAGGCACCAGUCAAAAUAAUCUCAUGAAAACCAGUCCAUUGCUUAAUUUUGUCUCUAGCCUUUCUCUUCCCAGAAAAAGUAUAUGUGGUUUCACUUUCUAUUUUGGGUCAAAUUCACCACCCGAUGAUGUAAUAUGGAUGUAAUUUGAUAACAGAAGUCUACAUUUCAGUGAUGAGGAAGUGUCUCCUUUCAGGAAAAAAAAUGUUGUACAUUGCAAUUUCAGCUGCAAAUAUGUAAGUAAAUGUCAUUGAUAAUCUAAUUUUAACCAUUGGACUUCGAUACUGUUUGCUUCGUUGCAGCCACUCCUGUUUCUUUCAUUGAUAUGAAUGUACACUGGAAAGAGAAGGGAAAUGAUAAAUCUGAAAACUAAGCUAAGUGGAUUAAUUUAAGGCAUUGGUUUAAUUAAAAAUAAUCUAGGGAUGCCUGGGUGGCUCAGUUGGUUAAGCAUUCCACUCUUGAUUCCUGCUCAGGUCAUGAUCUCAGGGUUGUGAGAUUGAACCCUGUGUCAAAUUCUGUGCUAGGCAGAGGAUCUUAUUUCUCCUUCUCCCUUUGUCCCUCUCCACCUCAAAAAAAAAAAAAUCUAAAAUCAUUCAAAUACAAAAUUUAAUUUUUAUUAGCAGAAGGUUUAAAUAUAACUGCUUUAAGGCACUCCAUUAUCUUCAUGUUGAAGCACCUAUUUGUAUAUUGACAUAAUUUGUAUUUUGAUACAUAUUGAGUCUUGUAUGAGAUACAAAAUAUCAAUUUAAGUAAAGAAGGUCUACUGCAUGGAUAUGCUGUAACCAUAAAAAUUAUACUUGUAUGCCAGAGCUCUAAUUUAGGAGUAAAACAAUCAUUAUGAAACAUUUACUACUUUGUUAUAGGAUUACUGUGGUAAUUUUAGUCAUGUCCUAGAAAAUUAAGUCACUUACUUUGCCUCUGGCACCUCUACCUGUUGUGUCACUUAUCAUGCUCUAGGGUAACAUAACAGAAUGUGAGUUGGAACCUUAGGAACAAGCCAAAGACCAGAACUAAAUCAAAUGGCUAGCCAUUGUUAAAGACUGAAUAUGGCAAAAAAAAAAAAGGGCAUUCAUAUUUUAAUCUUCUGCACCAAAGAGCAAAUCAGCCAAAACAGUUAUUUAGGCCCAUUCCAGAAAUUUAAUGUUUCUUUUAUACUUGCACCUUUAAUUCUUUUAUCUCUUGAUUUUCUGCUUUGCCAAUACUCAAAUGCUAGUUGACAAAUUAUCAGUGGUCUCUGCUCCUGGGUUCUGAAGCUUUGGAGGAAAUAACAUGGUUGUCCUAAAAAUAUGUUCUUUAAUUCAGAUGAGUCUUGGAGGCUGACCAGCAGUCCCUUUAUGUUCCUAAGUCAAGUCACUUUUCAAUGCUCCUCAGACAGUUUUCGGAUCUCUACUGCUUUAUACAAUUUCCCAUAUCCAUCCUUAAUUGAGGAAGUAGAAGUUGGGGAGUAAAUUGCAUUAACAUCCUCUCUUUGUACUGCUAAUUACAAGUACAAGGUAAAGGGAAGAGUGGCUGGAGAGGAGAUGGUCAUGCUAAGUACUGGACAUGUUAUUCAAACAAAGGAAGGUUUUGGAGGAUUUAAGUAAGGAGCUGAUUUUCCUAGUCCUGGGAUUAGAGGUGUAGAUCGUGUAGAAGGAAGACAUUUCGAUCGAGACCUCAGACAUCUUCAAUCUAAUUCAACAAGCCAAACAUGCUGCUGAUGUUCAUCAACACAUCUGCAUUGUGGUGCCAGUGACUGUCUAUGUUAAUUAACCCCCCAAUUCUGUCCACCAUCCACCUGCCUCAGAAUUAUGUGGGAAGGUUUAUAAAAUAGAGAUUGAUAGGCUCUGUUCCCAUGAGAACCUAGUUCUGUGAUGUGGGCUCAGAUAAUCUGUAUUUUUUAUAAGGUCUCAAACUGAUUUUGAUCAUUAGUUUUGUUUGAGAAUACUAAUGGGAAAAGAGGUGUGGAGCUGAGCUAUUCAGAACCUCAGAAAGAUAAAGCAGGAAAGGUGAGAGCAUGGGCCUGUUUCAGGGUAAUAGCUAGUGAAAUUCAUUCUCCACACUGAUGCCGGUCUUUCUGAAAUAUAAAUCUGACCAUAUCAUGUAUAAACUUUCAAUGACUCCCCAUCACUGAUAGGGUGAAUUCCAUCUUCUUAGAAUGACAUAUUAAACUUUGUGAUCUAGCCCUGCUUUCCCUCUGUAGCCUCAGAUUUUCCACAUCCCCUGCAGCCAUACUUAACUACUUUAGUUCCCUAAAGGAGCUAUGAUUUAUAGCUUUAUCAGUUAUAGAUAUGACUUCCUUAGCAUAGAACAUCUCUCAUUCUGUUUUGUCUAGCACAGACUACUUAGAUGUUGUUGGCUCUAGGAAAGCUUCCCUCAGCCCCUAGUUGCUGGGUUAGGUGCCCUUACUCUGUGCUGCCUUCAUACCCCCUGCUUGACAUCACAGCCCUCUCAUGUGGUAUUGUAAUCAAGGCUACUUGCUAUUUCCUCUGUUAAAUUCUGAGCUCUUUAAUGGAGCAUUCAUGGUUAGAGUCUCAGUCAUAGGCAUAGGUCCUAGUAAAGCAGAACUCAAGCUUUUGUUGAAAGUAUAAAAAAUGGUAUUAUAAGUAGAAAGACUUAGGGGCGGUCUAGGUUUCUGGCAUCAAACAUGAAUCAGAGCAAAGCAGCAGGUAGAAAAACCAAGUUUCUGCAGUUGCAUGAGCACUGGGAUGUGCAAGACUGUCAAAACUGUGAUAAGACAACACAAACUCAUAAGAACUUGGAAAUGCACAGAAACAAGAAGGCAGUGAGUUCAAGGAUCAAGCAUCUGGGAGGAGAUUGUAGCAAGGAAAUUAGUUUCUGAGGUGAAAUGCUGCCUAAUUAGGAAAUCUCUUUCUAAUAGGAGCCAACCCAAAGGCAUGACCAACUCAAAGCCCAUAGCUUCAUAAGAUGAGAGGGGAGAUUUCAUCAGAGAUAUAUAUUAAAAUUGUAGGUAGGUCUACAAAGCAACUCCUAAUCCUCUUUCAUUUUCUGCUAUGCAACAAAUCCAAAGAAACAAACUAGGUUAUAGAUGAAGUUAAUCCUUCUGUGAACAUUGAAUACAAGUAGAAAGUGCUCACCUGUACUUCACAGAUGAAUUAAUUGCAAACAUACUUGCAAUUCUAGAUGAACUUUGGAGGACCCCUUAGCUUAUGUAGUAAUUCAUGAAUGGGUGCAGUCUUCACCUACCUCCUCUUCUGAGAACCUGAGCCACCACUCCUAAACAUCAGCAAAGGAGCAUACCAAGUCUUAAGGGGUCAGCAAUUUUAUAGAUUUGGGGCCAUCAUAAAAAUAUUAGACAAAAUGAAUAAGGUCAUCAAUGUGAAAGAUGAUCUGCUUUGUAUUAUGGACACAUUUUGGCUCAAUCCUGUUUUUUUUUCUUUCUACCAUUUCCUGAAACUGGCCUGCUUUGAGUGAUGUAUUGGGGAGAAGACCUGUGUCAGAUAUAUUCAGCUGCCUGUCAUGAGUAAUUAAAACCAGUUGUGUUAUGCUUUCCUUAGUUCCAGCUGACUCUUUGAUGCUUUGGUGUCCAUGCCAGAAAACUACCUCUUACAAUCAUCAGAGGCCAGUGUUUUUGCAGAGGUCAUUGCAAGCUAAUUAAGCAAAUAUGUGAAAAAUAGUUUUAAAUUAUCUCAAUUAGUAGAGUGUGUGUAUAGAUGUAUCUAGAGUGGGGGUUGAGGAGAGACUUUCAAAAUAAUAACUGACUUGCAGAGUUAGUGAUUUGGUGACAGAGAACUAUGCAUAUAUGGUACUUUGUAAGUUCAUGAAGUUGGCAUGGUCUGACCUUUUGGUACAUGACAAGCAAAUAAACAUAUAGGAAAUGUCCAAGGAGAUCAUGGCUUUGUAAUGGGAAGGACAGAUACAUAAAUAAUAAUGAAUCAGGCCAAAAAGGACUACAAGAGAAGCAUGCACAAAGAAUUAAAGUAAUAUAGAGACCAGAAUGACUCACCACAUCUCUGGGAUUGGAGGGAUGCCAUACAGAUUCCAUUCAUCCAACAUUUUUUUAAUGUCUAUUAUGUGUCAUCCACGGCUUGAAGGUCUCAGGAUACCAUGGAAUCAAAUCCGAAGAUCCCUGGCCUUGUGGAGCCUGUAUUCUAGGAGAGUUGGGGAUGCAGUAAAUAUAAAUUAGUAAAUUACUUUUUAUGUUAGAAAGUAGUAAGUUUUGGAGAAAAAUGGUAAAAAUAGAGAAGAGUAAGGGGGAUUGAGAGUCAUGAAGGAAGGCUGUAAUUUCAAACAGUGAUCAGCACUGGCUUUCUUGAUGAGGUGACAUUUGAGCAAAGAAGUGAAGAGGGUAAGGGACAUUGGCUGUGUGGAUGUCUGAGGGAGGAAGGGACAGCCAGUGCAAAUGCCCCAUAUCUUGAGUAUGCCUGGCCUAUUUGAGGAACAGCAAUGAGGUCAGUGCAGCUGCAGCAGGGUGGGUGAAAGAGAAAGUGCAAUAAAGUAUGGGAUUUAGGGAUAUGACUGGCCAGAUCAUGUAUGGUCUCAAAGACCUGGAAGGAGUUUUUACUCUGAUCCAGAAGGGGAAAGAUUACAGAAUUUUGAGCAGAAAAGUGAUGAUCUGAUUUGAGAAAAGAACACUGGAUGGAAGCAAGGAGACCAAGUAGAUCAGGAAUUGGUAAACUGUGACUCAUGUUCCGAAUUCAGCUUGUUGCUUUCGAGUAAAUACACUUUUAUUCAAAUACACCUGUGUCCAUUUGCAUUAUAACAGCAGAGAUGAGUAGUUGCCAAAAUGACUGUAUGCCUGUAAAGCAGAAAAUAUUUACUAUAUGGCCCUUUACAAAAAAACAAAACGAAACAAAACAAAAAACCCAAACCUGUGCUGAUUCUUGAAUAAGGAGAAAAGUAAUGGUGGCUCAGACCAGGGUGGUGGCACUGACAGUGGAAAGAACUGUUUGGAUUCUAGAUAUAUUUGAAAUGAAAGCCAACUGUGUUUGCUGAAUGGUAUGUGUGGGAAUGUAAUAAAGAAAGAAGUUAAAGAUGAGUGUAAAAUUUUUGACCUGAACAUAGUUGCUAUCAUUUGAGAUAUGGAAAAUGGGUGGUGACUCAGUUUUCAUGGUGAGAGAUCAGGAAUCAGAAGAGCUUAAACCCAACAUUUCUGUGUUUUCAGAUUACAUCAAGUUAAGGAGUUGAGAAGCUGAGUGAAUGUGCAAGUCUGAUGCUCAGGAGAGAAUUCUGGGCUGGAGGUGGAAUAUCAGCAUAGAGUCAGUUUACCAGAAGAAUGAGUGAGAAUAGAGAGGAAAACAAUGGGCAAGCCCUAAGCAUGUCAACAUUAAGAGCUUGGAAGGAAGGAAAAAGUUGUAGGAGAGACUAAGGAGUAAGCAAUAAAGUAAAACAAGAAUGGGAUAUUCUGGAAGCCACUUGAAGAAAGGAUAUCAAGGGCAGGGAUGGAUUGUAUCCUAUCUCUCUGAUAAGUCAAGUAAGAGGAAAACUGAGGGAAAACAGUUUUGGUAGAGCAGGCAGGAAUAAAAACUGGCUUGCAGUCAUUUUAAGUGACUAUGGGAGGAAAGGAAUUACAGAGAAUGGAUAUAGACAACCUAUUCAAGGGGUUUUGCUAGUAAUUUGCAAACAAGGCAAUGUCAGUCAAGGGAAGUGGGGCAAGUGAAGGGUUUUGGUUUUGUUUUUAAAAUGGGAGAAAUGAAUUAUGUGUUUGUACAUUGAUGGGAAAGAUUUGGUAGGGAAGGAGGAAGUUGGGAUUUAGGAAAGGAAAUGGGAGAAUUGCUAGAGCAAUGUCAUUGAGUAACUAAGAAAGAUGGGAUCUAGUUUGCAAAUGGGGAGAUUGACUUUCAAUAGAUGCAUGUUUUUUGUUUUUUUUUUUAAGAUUUUAUUUAUUUAUUCAUGAGAGACAGAGAGAG